AUGUCGUCCCUCAAGGGCCCUACCCCCCAGCAGCACGCCGGCGCCGGCCUGCGCAUCGGCAUCGUCCACGCUCGCUGGAACGCCACCGUCAUCGAGCCUCUCGUCGCCGGCGCCAAGGCCAAGCUCCUCGCCUGCGGCGUCAAGGAGAGCAACAUCGUCGUGCAGUCCUGCCCUGGCUCCUGGGAGCUUCCCAUCGCCGCUCAGCGCCUCUACGCUGCCUCCCAGGUUCAGUCCUCCUCCGCCGCGGGCGGCUCCUCCGCCGGCGACCUGCUCGCCUCCUCGACCGCCGACCUGUCCGCGACCACCCCGCCCCCGGCGGCGUUUGACGCCAUCAUCGCCGUCGGCGUGCUCAUCAAGGGCGAGACCAUGCACUUCGAGUACAUCGCCGACGCCGUCUCGCAGGGGCUCAUGCGCGUGCAGCUGGACACGGGCGUUCCGGUCAUCUUUGGCGUGCUGACGGUGCUCACGGACGAGCAGGCGCUGUCCCGCGCCGGCGUCGACGGCAAGGGCCACAACCACGGCGAGGAUUGGGGCCUCGCGGCGGUUGAGAUGGGCGUCAAGCGCAACGAGUGGGCUAGCGGCAAGAUUGAGGGCUAA
Molecule: messenger RNA, 597 nt
Organism: Cordyceps fumosorosea ARSEF 2679
Lineage: Eukaryota; Fungi; Ascomycota; Sordariomycetes; Hypocreales; Cordycipitaceae
Product: 6,7-dimethyl-8-ribityllumazine synthase
Exons: 2
Coding region: 1-597 (198 amino acids)
Biological process (GO): riboflavin biosynthetic process
Cellular component (GO): mitochondrial intermembrane space; riboflavin synthase complex; intracellular anatomical structure
Molecular function (GO): 6,7-dimethyl-8-ribityllumazine synthase activity
Source: RefSeq, a predicted model, not a curated record